AUGGCGUUUCCGAUUCCCCAGCAUCUUCCACGCGCCACAUUUCAACAACCGGAGACGUCGACAACAGUCCUCACAUCUCUUGCAGAUGCUUCUACCGUGACUUUGGAGCUGACAAGCGAGCUAAUAAGAAAACUCAAUGAAGAGAUUCAAAAGACAGAAAACGCCAUUCAUAGCCGUAUACAUGACGACCUAGAGGCAUUUGAAAGGCAGUUGGAUACCUCUCGUAGCGUACAUCGACGCUUGACGACACUGCACACGAACGUCGAUGCAUUGUAUUCCGAACUAGAAGACUCUGAGAAUGGCGUUAUACCCCACAUACAACGUGCCCUUCACACCCAUUCGGACCUUGCCCAACGAACGCUCAACGCCGAGGUAUUGAACACAUCCUUACAGCACCUGGACAGGUGUAAAGAGGCGUAUCUCCAGCUGGAAAAUUCUAUAUCCUCUGGCGACCUACCCAAAGCUAUGGAAAUCGGUGCUAGGCUUCAAACCUUGCUAGACCUCUCUCCACCCCCGUUGGUCAAGAGUCUGGUUUUGUCUGAUCUCAAGCACCUCACUCGAUCUAAACGGGACAAUGUUCUCGAGCAGCUCUCGAAGGCUUAUGCGACCUGCCUCGAUCUAAAGGAGUCGAGUUUUGUCAUCGCCCAUCAUUAUGGGUCAAACCUCACGCUCAACGAUAUCCUUGUCUCACUUCCAAGUGAGAUUAUUGCCGUUAACCUGGCCACCCUUCGAAAAGAUCUUUUCUCGCGGUUCAUCAACUGUGUCCUACGGGAUAAUUACACCGUCCUACGCGUAAAGUCGACCAGAAUUGAUCUGAGCGCGUCGAGCUCUCAAGAUUCGUUCACUUCACUGCUCCAUCUCUUCACAUUCUUAAGCGAGGAGCUUCUCCCUCAUAUACCCGAACCACAUCGGGCAUCAUUCUCCACUGCAUUCUACAAUCCACUCUGUGACGCGCUACAAGCUCACCUCUUCGCCUUGGUCCCAGCGACCAUUGACGAGCUCCCUUCGUAUUUAACGACAUUGAUUGGGGUAAUCGACUUUGAAACAAAGAUUACUGCUCUUGGUUUCUCUACUGGACCGGAGAGGCGUCUACAAGCGUGGUGUCAAGGCGUGCAGACACAUUACGAGAAGAAACGACGGACGGAGCUCUUGGAACGAGCAAGAACCAUCGUUCUCUCCCAACCAAGCUACGGAGUGACGAUUGAAGUUGAAGUCUCGGCCAAAGAGUCGGUCAAAGAAGCUGCAUCGGUCGAACCCUUGACAGAUGGAGCAGAGGUUGAGACUGCGAACUGGGACUUUGACGACGAAGAUACAACCAAGGAGGUCCCUUCGAUUGCCAGCAAUAAAGAAGACGCCGAGAGUACCGAAGAAGAUGGAGACGGUUGGGGGUUCGACGACGAUGAACCCACGGUAGAGGAGAAAGGCCAAGAAUCCGAGGAGAAGACUCACGACCCGUGGGGGGACGAAUGGGAUGAUGCUCCAGUACCACCAAAUGAUGAGCACCCGUCUCAAGGUGCCUUGCAGUCCAAGGCCGUGCAGCCAGCCCAAACUCGGGUGGUGGCGUCUCCAGAGACGUACCAAGUGUCAAAUGUCGCCAAGGAGAUAUCCGAAUUGGCCCAUAAGAUUCUUUCUGAAGGAAUUUCGCUCCUUCACACGAGGUUGUUUGCUGAGCAGGGGUUCACGUCCACGCGUGCUUCGCUAUUGAUGCCUAGUACGCCAUCUGUAGUCGAUCUAUUCAGAGCACUCUAUCCCGUACUUCACUCUGAAGAAUCUCAAAGCAGCCUCGCAUCGAGGCUUCGUUACUCGAAUGACUGUCAAUACCUCGCAGACUCUUGCAAGACAUUACAGGAUGUAUACGAGACAAAUUGUAGCACACAACCAGAUUAUACGACUACCCAUAGUCGUUUCGAAGAAACAAGGGGAAGACUGGAAGUUUUGGCGACCAAUCUGCGCGAGGACGCGAUCGAGGAAGAAGCGCAAAGUAUCCUUGCGCUAGUCGCCAACGCUGGAAACUUUGUCGACCUGGGCUACGAUGUCCGGUUCACCCACGCCAGUGACAGGUUUCGGCAAAUCAAGAAUCGGAUCACGCUCAUUUCAAAGGAUCUACAAGCAACUCUGACCAGAUCCGUAUGCUACCAGUCCCUUGGAGCCAUCGUUGACCAAGUGUUGGGACUUGCCCUUCAAGAUGCAUUUGCACUGGAAGAUAUUCCAGAGGCAGCAUCAGAGCGUAUUGCAACUCUUUGUAGAGUAUUGCACCCGUUGGAUACACUCUUCCCCGAAGUCGACGGGGUCUCUACAGUGGCGUCAUACGUCCCACUGUGGCUCAAAUUCACUUACCUCUCUGAUAUCCUGGAGGGCUCUCUUAUGGACAUUAAUGGAUGGUUCGACUCGGGGUUGCUCGUCGAUUAUGAACCCCAAGAGCUGUCAAGACUGAUCAAGGCCCUCUUCGCCGACUCCCCUGUUCGAGCGAAUACGAUUUCCAAAAUCAUGCGCUCUACAUAG
This is a messenger RNA of Serendipita indica DSM 11827, 2502 nucleotides long. NCBI's taxonomy places the organism in Eukaryota, Fungi, Basidiomycota, Agaricomycetes, Sebacinales, Serendipitaceae. The record is from the annotation of a GenBank genome assembly.